Mugil cephalus (flathead mullet) is the source of this 1026-nucleotide messenger RNA. RefSeq names its product signal-regulatory protein beta-2-like. Bases 1 to 1026 code for a protein of 341 amino acids. The record is from RefSeq and is a predicted model, not a curated record. The transcript has 5 exons. NCBI's taxonomy places the organism in Eukaryota, Metazoa, Chordata, Actinopteri, Mugiliformes, Mugilidae. Gene Ontology annotation, biological process: response to bacterium.
AUGAGCGUGCCUGACUAUGGAGUCACCCACUACCAAUGUGGUCUGAGGGAGGAGCAAAGGAGAAGGAGGCGGACCCUCGUGGCAAAAGGUGUCGUGUCAUGCAGGUGUGAUACGCUGCUUCCAGUGAAAACAGUUCAUCUUGGUGAACCAGCCACAUUUACAUGUGUUAUAUCAAACACAAAAUCCAGCAAUAGAGGAAUCCACUGGUACAAGCAGAGUGUUGGAGAUUCUCUUAAUAUAAUUGUAACAUUGUUUAAUUCCGUAACAGAGUACGCACCAAAUGUUUCAAAAUCAAGAUUUGACUUACGUACUGAUGACAGUUUUAGUAACCUGACCAUUUUGAGCACAGUUGAAGAGGAUGAAGGAAUGUACCACUGUGGAGUCACAGAGUGGAUAAAGUCUAAAUGGAGUGGGACAUAUUUGUUAGUAGAAGGAAACACUGAGAGGACUGUUGUUCAGACAGUAUCAGAUCCAGUCCGUCCAGGAGACUCAGUGACUCUCCAGUGUUCAGUCCUCUCUGACUCUGAGAACAAGACGUGUCCAGGAGAUCUCAGUGUGUUCUGGUUCAGAGCUGGAUCACAGACAUCUCAUCCAAACAUCAUCUACACGGAUGGAGAUAUGAGUAAUAAAUGUGAGAAGAGAUCUGAGACUCAGAAGAGAUGUGUCUACGGCUUCUCUAAGGACGUCAGCUCCUCUGAUGCUGGGACUUACUACUGUGCUGUGGCAACAUGUAGAGAGAUAUUAUUUGGAAAUGGAACUAAACUGGAAGCUGAUCAAACAGCAAGUUCUGUGUUAGUUAUUGUGUUGGUGGUAGCAAUCAUCUGCUUGGCCAUUUCUAUGAUUAUAAAUCUAAUUUUCAUCUGUUGUGGAACUCAGAAAGGACUAUGUGGACAACAUGAAGCGACAAAAAGCAGCUCUUCACCAGCCAGACAAGACGAUGUGAGCCAACCAGUUAAAGAUAAAGUAAUUACAGUAACUCACAUUAUUUGUUAUUUCACUAGCAUGAUUCCCAACGGCUCUGUGUAA